Messenger RNA from Carica papaya (papaya), 2580 nucleotides. The record is from RefSeq and is a predicted model, not a curated record. Lineage: Eukaryota; Viridiplantae; Streptophyta; Magnoliopsida; Brassicales; Caricaceae.
GUUAAACUUAUUUUUCGAUCAAGCAAGAGGUCGUUAUUUUACCUGAAAAUGAUGUCUAAUUGCUCCUAUUGCCAUUUCUUGCAGAUAAUCUAAACCAGACCACGAGGAAACAGAACACCAUUUGAAAAUCACAUGUUUCUCAAACUAUCCAGAUUUACACUGAGUUUGCAGUAAAUCUAUAGGGUAAGUCUUGGUAGAAAAAUUCUUCGGUUACCUGGGUAGGCAAAGUUUUUGAUUGCCUAUGGAAUAUGAAACAAACGGUCACCCGCUCAGGGCGGGCCUCAGCCAAACAAAACUUCAAGUUGGUUUAAAGAAAAUACAUGAAAAUUGCAGAUUUAACUUUAGUACCUGGCUUUUUUAAGUCUACAACAACAGCAGUAUGAUCAUGAAAGCACAUAUCAACAAAUUUUAAUCACUUUAUCAGAAUUGUGGGGAAGGAUUUUAAAGCAAGAAAAGAACGCAAGAAAAACAAUGAAAGACGCCCCAAAACUCUGAGCAUGUUGUCUAAUUAUUAAAAGAGAAUUUUCCAAAGAAAUAUACUCACAUGGAGGCCAUCACAUAGAGCAACCGAAUCAACAAGUGAUCCCCAAAAGGACAGGCACUCGAAAGUAAGAGAAUGAUGCAAGGGACCUCUCUUGUCUCUAUGCCUAACCAGGUAGCAAGCAGAGAAGGAAAAUAACAGUGGAGAACAAUUUCGGAUGCCGACUUAAUGAUGAAUGUGGUAUCUUUCAACAUUUGCUGAUUCAGUUUACUCCACCAAUCAAGGUACAGAAAAUAACCAAACCCCAGUAAUGUAAAUUUGGAAAAAAUACAACAAAAGUGGUUGAAUCAUAAGAAGUUAGAUGAAUUGCUGGUGCUUCUUUUUGUGAGCUAAUCGUAACUAAGAACAGUCUCUAUCAAGAGAAGUUAUUAUUUUGCAAGAUGUUUCUACUAGUAACAAGAGGACAUGAGCUUGCUUUAGAGGUGAGACUGAAACAGAAAAUGCAACAUUAAAUGACCUUCUUCCAACCUCUUCUUAUCUAACCUGGUAGAAAAUGACAAAAAUCCAGUUGUGUUCUCUUCAUUUUUCACAGGAAAAGGCUGCUUUUUUUUUAAUGACAAGAUAGAGGAAUGGAGGGAUUGGUUAUUAAAGGAAUUAUGAAGAGGCACUGUUUUAACUUAUUUAAGAAAAUGGGUCUCAUAGAGUCAUAUUCCUUCCUGUUUGUUGAGUGGGCCUCAUCUGAUUUCUAUCCUAAAGGCUGCUCUAUAUUUAUGAGAUGGGCAGAGAAAUAAAGGUUGUGGUAUUUCGGUUAAGAGACCAAAUGAGCAAAUGAGCUGCUUCAGUUCCUUCUUUCAUAUUUAAGAGGUUAGACUAGUAUGUUAUGAGUAUCACCUAAAGCUUGUCCUGUUGCACUUCAAUUCCAAGGAAACAAGAGUGCUACGAUUGCCAUGUGGUAAAAUUUACUCCGUGUAUCCAGUAAUGAUCCAUUUAUGAUCUUUGGGAGAGAGAGAAGUUCCUUUCUCUCAUGCUACUGGAAACCAGCAUUUGGUUGAUACAGAGGAAGCAAGCAGAGAGACAAGGAUAUACAAGUCUAUUUCUCAGGUAAUGAGGUGUGCACAUCCCAGUUUAUAAUAGAAAUUCAGGAGCUUUAGCUUAUCAGUUCUGUCUCUCUAUUAUUUCAUGGUGUUGUACUCUUUAAUUCUAUUCUCUUCCUCUUCCCACAGUAAUGGAGUCUUCCAAAAUCCUUGGAGGUGCAGAAGAAGAUAGCAGCAGUGAGUCAGGGUGGACAAUGUAUAUUGAUUCGUCCAGCCAUGAAGUUUAUGACUCGGAUCAAGACAAUCAAAGCACUGAUAAACACACAUAUGACUACCGCAAAGACAAUCGUUACAACAACAACCAAAAUGAUGAUGACAACGAGAGUGAUGACUCGAUGGCUUCGGAUGCCUCUUCCGGGCCAAGUCAUCAGCUUUCAUGGGGAAGCAGUACGCAAAGUCUUAGCAUCGGUUACUUCAAGCAGGCAGCUACUAAAUAUCCUUCAAAACAAGAACCUAACCGACCGGUGAAGAAGAAAGACCAUCGAACUCAAGCAGAAAAGUCAGUGAUUAAGGCAAAAAGUAUCGCUAGUCAUGUUCAAAGCGGAACCAAGAUGAGGAAAACCAACUAAAUGGGAAAAGAAGUACGUUUCUCCUACUUCCUCAAGGUCUCUUACCAGACAGUGAUGAACAGCAGUACUUUUACUGUUUUUCAGGUAAUUGAAAGCAGAGAACAGUCCAUGCAUCUGUAGCAUGAAUCUUGUAUGGUAGUAUAGCUUAUAGCUUCAAAGUCCAACGUGAGUUAAUAUCUCAUAUAAUCAACUUGUCCCCGCCUAGUUGUAUGUCUAUAUACAAUAUAUAUGCACCAACGUUGUUCUAUUUUGUUGUUCCAAAGAAACAUUAUGCAGCAUAUGUAUGAUCUCCUUACAAAUAUAAUAACUUUAGGUGGCAUAAUAAAUAUUCUACUAGCAUGAGAAAAGACAGUAGAGGUGCAGAUAAAUGUAGCAAUUAUGAACCCAGGGCAACUCAGAAAUUGCAAAAGAAGACGAUCAUGUCCAACAUAUAUUA